Molecule: messenger RNA, 5602 nt
Organism: Bicyclus anynana (squinting bush brown)
Lineage: Eukaryota; Metazoa; Arthropoda; Insecta; Lepidoptera; Nymphalidae
Gene: HDAC1
Product: histone deacetylase HDAC1
Exons: 11
Coding region: 141-1589 (482 amino acids)
Molecular function (GO): histone deacetylase activity
Source: RefSeq, a predicted model, not a curated record
GUACUUUGUCGUCUGUGAUUUGGACUCAAGAAGUCAAGAAAGUAAACGCUCGCUUGAUUUAUAGUUUUCUUAAAAUUGUUAUAAGUUAAAACUUAACUUUUAUUAUAAUAUAUUGUAUUAUUGAUUCUUAAACCAUCUCAAUGGCUAUGCAACCUCAUAGUAAAAAAAGAGUGUGCUAUUAUUACGAUAGUGAUAUUGGCAAUUAUUAUUAUGGACAAGGACAUCCUAUGAAGCCUCACCGUAUACGUAUGACACAUAAUUUGUUGUUAAAUUAUGGUUUAUAUAGAAAGAUGGAAAUUUAUAGACCCCACAAGGCAACUGCUGAUGAAAUGACAAAGUUCCACUCCGAUGACUAUAUUCGCUUCUUGAGAUCCAUCAGGCCAGACAAUAUGUCAGAAUAUAAUAAACAAAUGCAAAGAUUUAAUGUUGGUGAAGAUUGUCCGGUGUUUGAUGGAUUGUAUGAGUUCUGUCAAUUGUCUGCUGGGGGCUCAGUGGCUGCAGCAGUCAAAUUGAAUAAACAGGCAUCAGAAAUCUGCAUAAACUGGGGUGGAGGUCUCCACCACGCUAAAAAAUCUGAAGCAUCAGGUUUCUGCUAUGUGAAUGACAUUGUCCUGGGCAUCCUGGAGCUGCUGAAGUACCACCAGAGGGUGCUGUACAUUGACAUUGAUGUCCACCACGGCGACGGGGUGGAGGAAGCCUUCUACACUACCGACAGGGUCAUGACAGUGUCUUUUCAUAAGUACGGAGAAUAUUUCCCUGGAACAGGCGACCUAAGAGACAUUGGUGCUGGCAAGGGCAAAUACUAUGCAGUGAAUAUACCUUUACGGGAUGGUAUGGACGAUGAGUCAUACGAGUCAAUCUUUGUGCCCAUCAUAUCCAAAGUGAUGGAAACAUUCCAACCGAGCGCUGUUGUGCUACAGUGUGGAGCGGACUCGCUUACAGGUGACAGAUUGGGAUGUUUCAACCUCACCGUACGUGGACACGGCCGCUGUGUUGAACUGGUGAAGAGAUACGGUCUUCCCUUCUUACUUGUUGGUGGUGGAGGAUACACAAUCCGCAAUGUCUCCCGUUGUUGGACGUACGAGACGUCAGUGGCCCUCGGGGUGGAGAUAGCUAACGAGCUGCCCUACAACGACUACUUCGAGUACUUUGGCCCCGACUUCAAGCUGCACAUCUCUCCCAGCAACAUGUCCAACCAGAACACGCCCGAGUAUUUGGAGAAGAUCAAGAACAGACUUUUUGAGAAUCUCCGCAUGUUGCCACAUGCGCCUGGUGUACAGGUACAAGCUAUACCUGAAGAUGCGGUCAACGACGAGUCUGAAGAUGAAGAUAAAAUCGACAAAGACGAACGACUUCCACAGAGUGAAAAGGAUAAGCGUAUAACGGGCGACGGCGAGCUGUCGGAGUCGGAGGACGAGGGCGACGCGCGGCGCGACAACCGCUCGUACCGCGUGCCGCAGCGCAAGCGCCCGCGUCUCGACAAGGACGCGCAACCCAAGGACGACGUCAAAGCUGAAGACUCAAAGGACGACGUGAAGAACGUCAGCAACAUGGAAGAGCCGAAGAAGGAAGUGACGUCCAACGCCUGAUCCGCGCGAUAGUCGCGCUGUUCCUAUGGCGGCUCGCACUUGUGCACUGACAGAUCUUACUCCCCCAAUAAAACUCGCGAAGUUGAUCGAAGAUAAUUGAAUACGAUCCUACCCAAGAUUACGGAUAGAUCGCUAUCCUUAGUAACAGUCAAACUAUCUUUACAUAGUCAAACUAUCUGUCAGUAGGUUAUUGAAAAGCAGAUAAGAACAGAAAGAUAGAUUUUCUUAACUUUAGUAAGCGAAAUGGCGGAUUUAUAGGUUAUUGAAAACGGCCGUUAGUGUAGGGUAGGUUUGCUUCACUUCGUGCAACUUCGCCUUGUCUCGCUGCCGAUCGUUUUGUCAGAGUCAAAGAACUAUAAUUUGGCAAGUUCGUUCGUUCUUUCGACGCGGGGGUGGGGUUUUGGUAGACUGCGCGGGUGUGAAGUCGUGCGCGCGGGGCAUAUCUACCCCCCUCCCGGCCCGCUCAGACCAUUACGAACGAAUUUGCCAAGCUAACAAUCCAAGGUUCGAACACGAAGCGCCUCGCUACACCACUAGUACUAGAGGCCUAAGUGGAUGAUAUCAAGUCCAUACAUACAGAUUCCAUACCAGUGCAUAUUUUUGUAAUUAAAAUAAAUCAAAGACCAGACAUACUUUUACUUUUAUAUUUCGAGAAAAGUAGUUUUUACUCCAACGUUACAAGACAGACGUUUUUAGUGCUCACAAGAAACUGUGUCCUGAAGUGGAUGAUUAUGAGUUAUAUGUAUUUUUUUCGUCUUUAACUGAAAUCCCACAUAAUGUACUCAAUGUCUAUUAUCCAUUGAUGUUAUUAUAAAAAAUAAAACAAAAUACAAUUCAAGAAGUUACAAUUGUAACAAACCUUCAAAAAUCGACUAAUUUAAAACAUCCUGAUAAUGUCAUAUUAAAGUAAAAUGAACCUAAUGUUUAAUGUCUUAAAAGUCAUACGUUUUGUUAUGAUUAUUAAUUUAGCGUUGUCUAAUUCUAUUAGGGGAUUUUAAUACUAGCAUUGGGUCUUUAUAUUCUGAUAUUAUACCAUAUAUACAGGGUGUCCCGCAAUCCCGUAAUUAAUGGAUAAUUUAGAUAAUUAAGUGAUGUAUCCACCAUUUGUGUUUUAUCAAUUAAUUACGGGACACCCUGUAUACUACUUCAUCUAAAGCUAAUCUUACUUCCAAAAGUAGACGUACUAUACAACUCGUAACUUGUACUACUGCUAAAUUUAUUUAAAAAAAAAAAAAAAAAAUACCGACCGAAUUGAGAACCUCCUCCUUUUUGAAGUCGGUUAAUUAAUUAAAAUAAGACAACUUAUGGAUAGCGAUGUCAUAUUUUCUAAUAGUUAUGUAUGUUUUAGAUAAGAAAGUAAGGUUUUUAAAUCUCUGUAAAUAAAAUAUUUUUUACAUAAAAUCAAUUCUGUAGUGAUAAUUAAUAAAUCUUACAAUGUAUUCAACUAUUAGGUAUACUAGUGACUAGUGAUGAUUUUUUUUUACGAUUUAGAGGAUUAUGCGAUCUCAAGUUUUUGUGUAUUGUGUGUUGCGUUAACAUACUAGAUGUCCCUCGAAAUAAUACUUUUUCGGAUGUUUUUACUGUUUUCUGUGUCUCUAUUAAACGUAUAUGCAAAAUUUUACGAUCAUCUAUUCCGUGAUAUGUGUGAAAUAUCACAAAUAUAAUAUUAAUAAAUUGCUCAGAGAACAAACAUAAAAAGAAAUUAAUUUUUAUCUAUCGGUAAAUAAAAAACUUCACUGUAAUAAUUUAAUUUUAUAUUUGAGAAAAAACAUGGUGAAAAAAUAUUAUAAUUUGCAAUUAUUUAUCACACUACCUAAUUAUAUAAUUUUUAUUUUAUAAUGUCUUCGCUUAACGUAACCAAUGAUGUAAUGAACAAAAACGUUGUAUAAAUGGGACAAAUUUUGCGGAUUUUGACUGUUAAUGUAACCUUAUUUUUCUUAAGACAUCAUUGGGAUAGACCAGAGGUUCCCAAACUUUUUUUCUCAGAGACCAUUUUCAAAUAUAACUGGUUCCGGUGGACCCCCUGCUGAAUUUCUUUCCAAAACUCGACAAAAAAUGUGAUUAGCUGAAUCAACAGCCACCACAAAAUAAGAGUUUUUAAAAGAAAUUGUGAGAAUUAAUUAGUUAAUUAAUUAAUUUAGAAUUUAGAAACUUUCCAUUUGGUAUGAAACCAGAUAAAUUUUCGUGGACCCCUGCUACGUAUCGUGAACCCACAUUUUUAAGUCACAUCAACGUAGACCCCCGCCGAGUUUUCCGUAGACCCCUGGGGUCCACCUGGACCGCUUUGGGAAUCAAUGGGAUAGGCUAUAAUUAACUAAUUAAAUAAUGUUAGAUAGGUAUUAUUUUUAUAUCUAGGAUUGUAAUUUAUGUAACUGUAAUGAUAAUAUUCAAUUCAAGAUGUACAUUGUACAAUGUCAAUGCUAAAAUGUAUUUAUUCUUUGUUUUGUUGAAAAUUCAUCAACUCUGGCUAAUCGCCCCUUGUUCACUUUGGUCAUGAGUCUGCUUGUUUCAAUUCUAAGAUUUUGUUCUAUUAGAUAUGUCAUUAACGAGUCAAAGGUGAAGUCAAAAUGAGGCGAUAGUCCAUUGAAAUUUUACAAUUUAGGGACCGAAUAUUGCAUUUUUUGGAGUAUGCAAUUUUAUUUUUGGGACAUGUAUAUGGGUUAAUAGAAACUUAAGGUUUAUGGGUCGCCACCCUUGUCCCUCAAUGCUAAACUAUUUGCUACAAAUGAUGACUUUAGAAUUUAUUUGUAAGACGCAGUUUCCGAGAUAUUGCAAAAAAAGUGUUUUCACUACUUUCUCUAAAAAAUGGAAAGCUCAUGUAACAUUCCAAUGAACUACGAACAAAGGUGGCUAAUUGUCUUAAUUUCAUUUAGUCGCAUAGUAAACAACGAAAGUUAUUUUAACAAAUAAAUAUUGUCUACAAUGUCGAGUUGUGUGUAUAAAUACAUAAGUAUAUAGUAUUAUGUAAGUAAACACACAAUUGUGCAUGUGUGCGCUCAGUGAAGUAGCUAAAUUCGGAUCGCUUGCAAGCCACCGUACUGACCAAAGUGAACAGCGGGCAUUACACGAUCUUGGCCGGUCGCUUCUCUGUCCGUGGAUAUGAAAACAUAGAGGAAUUAUCUGUGGAGUGGUAUCGCAACCAAAUUCAACAAUAUAAUAAUUAUUAUUGUCUGUUGUUUUGUUGAGGGAGACGUCGGCUUAUCUAUUCGUCGGGAUCGAUGUAAUGAUGUUCCAGCUGCAGAAACUAUUAUUUUUAGUUAUUGUUAUUAUUUCAACUUUGAUAUAAUUAGUUACUCAAUACUUAUAGAUCAAACGUAACUUCAUCUUAGGAAUAAUUGAACUUUUUUAUACUAUACAUUUUUUUUACCCGGGAGGUAUUUACACAACGAAAACGUUCAGGCAAAGAAACAUUGAUUCUAUAGUAACAGUUUUCAUAAACGCGUUAGAUCGUUGAUCUUAUACUUUGACAGAGGGGUACGUCGAGGCAUCCUAGAUAUAGUUCGCCUGAGUUAUAAAUUGUGGCUUUUUAAUUUUUAACAAUCAUUUCUAACUGAAGAAAUUAGCCCCUUUUCCGCUACAUGGCGAGGUUUUAUAUUUUUCUGGCCAGAUUUCCUAAAGAAAAAUAACAUUUACCGAAUGGUCGAAUAUGGAUUGGAUCUCCGCCCAUUUGUUUUGUCUGUGUGACCUGUGUGCUCAUAUUUGAAAAAUAUGGCUUUUUAAAUAAUAAUAAAAUAAUAUAAUAAUUUAUGUACUACCUUUGUAUGGAGAAGCGGGCGGCUGAGGCUAUCGUAUAAUUUACACAGAAUAUGUUUCUUAUCGAAUUAAAAAAAUGUCCUUCUACAACUUAAGUUUAUGACAAAAUUGACUCACCAGUAAUGUGUUUCGUUAUUUAUUUUAACUAUUAAUGUUCGUUUCAGUAUUUAACGAACUGCAAACGUUCAAAAUGGAACAGGAUUAGAUAAGACUGUAAAUAUUUUAUUUUUAUUUGUUGAAUACAUAUUGUGUCUGAAUAA